Messenger RNA from Thamnophis sirtalis, 1477 nucleotides. Lineage: Eukaryota; Metazoa; Chordata; Lepidosauria; Squamata; Natricidae. The record is from RefSeq and is a predicted model, not a curated record.
GUACUAUGCAGGUUGGGCUGACAAAUUGCACGGGAAAACCAUCCCCCUGGACGGAGACUUUUUCACUUACACCAGACAUGAGCCCGUGGGCGUUUGUGGACAGAUCAUUCCGUGGAACUUCCCAUUGCUGAUGCAGGCGUGGAAGCUUGGUCCCGCUCUGGCCACGGGGAACGUGGUGGUGAUGAAACUGGCUGAACAAACCCCCUUGACCGGCUUGUACGUGGCCAGCCUGAUCAAAGAGGCUGGAUUCCCACCAGGCGUGGUGAACAUUAUUCCUGGUUACGGAGCUACAGCUGGGGCUGCUAUUUCAUCUCACAUGGAAGUGGAUAAAGUUGCAUUCACUGGUUCCACCUCGGUUGGGCACCUGAUCCAGAAGGCUGCAGCAGACAGCAAUAUGAAGAGAGUGACCCUUGAGCUUGGUGGGAAGAGCCCAAACAUCAUCAUGUCCGAUGCUGAAAUGGACUGGGCUGUAGAGCAAUCUCAUUCCGCGUUGUUCUUCAAUCAAGGCCAGUGCUGUUGUGCUGGAUCUCGGACCUUUGUCCAAGAAGAUAUCUAUCAUGAGUUUGUGGAGAGGAGCGUGGAGAGAGCCAAGUCCAGGGUAGUUGGGAACCCAUUUGACUUCCAAACUGAACAGGGGCCUCAGGUGGAUGAAGCACAGUAUAAGAAGAUCCUUGGAUACAUUGACAGUGGGAAAAAGGAAGGAGCCAAGUUACUUUGUGGUGGGAGUCCAGCAGCAGAUAAAGGCUACUUUAUCCAGCCAACCAUCUUUGGAGAUGUGCAGGACAACAUGAAAAUAGCCAGAGAGGAAAUUUUUGGGCCUGUUAUGCAGAUAUUGAAAUUCAAAACCAUUGAGGAAGUCAUCCAGAGAGCAAAUGAAACCAAAUAUGGGCUGGCAGCUGCUGUUUUCACAAAGGAUAUUGAUAAAGCAAACUAUAUUUCCCAGGGCUUGCGAGCUGGAACUGUUUGGAUCAAUUGCUACAAUGUCUUUGGGGCACAGACUCCAUUCGGAGGGUUCAAAGAAUCUGGCCAAGGGCGUGAGGGCGGAGAAUAUGGCCUGAACCCAUACAUGGAAGUAAAAACAGUCACCAUCAAAGUCCCACAAAAGAAUUCUUGAAGAGGAAAUACCUGAAACCGUCCAUCUAUUUCACCCCAUGCUUGGUAGCAAAACUUAAUGGGGAAUUGAAGAAUUCUACGUUAGGAAAGAAAAUCUGGUUCCUUAUAAGCGUCUCACAGAAUGUACAUGUAACCAAUGAUUAAGAAGUCUUUAUGUCUCUGCUUAAACCAUCCUUGGCUCUUUUUCCCAAGGCCAAACACUUUAAUAAGAGCAAAAAAAAAUUCCAAUGUUCUUCUCUCCAAUGUAACCUGAAGAGAAAAAUCUACAGAAGCAGGCUACUUUUGAGUAACGAAUGUUGUAAGACACCUCUUCUACAUUCCUUUUUUUUUACUUUUUCUAAUACAUACAAGAUUUUAUGCUUAA